AAAUUACCUUUCUCAAUUCGCUUUCUUGCCUCUUUCUUCUCUCUCUCUCUUCCAGUCGCUUACACUUCGCUCUGAUUGUAAUAGCCCUAUGCUUGAUCCAGUGAUUUGAUAUUGUUGAUUGGGAAUUCUGGGUAUUCUUUAGAUUUGUAUUUUUGUCUUUCUAUUCUACUAGCAUCGUGUUUUUCUGUUCUUUUCCUUCUUUUUACUCUAUGAUUGUGGACAUACUGGCCUUUCCCCCUUUCUUAAACUGGGUUUCCAUUGUUUUUUUAAAUGGAGGGUGAGGAGAAGGAUCAUGCUCGUGGUGCUUAAACGAAUUAUAUUGAUAAGAUUUUUAUGGGCCAAGCUCCUGGGUGCGAAAGAAAAAUUUGGGCGAGAGAUCCGAGUGUUUGAAACAUUGCCACCGUCUUCAUCAAGUGAUGAAUUGCCCAACACUGGAGGAGAGACAGAUGACUUUUAUGAGUUUACAGCAGAAGACUACUACCGAGUAUUAGCAAGCCGAAAGGAUGAGAAAUAUUUAAAAACACGGAAAAUCAGAGAGGCAGAAGAGGCAGCUCGCAAGUCAAGGAUAACAAAGGUUAGUGUUCGGGUUCGCUUUCCUGACAAUCACACAUUAGAGGCAACUUUCCAUCCAUCCGAAACAAUGCAGGCCUUGGUUGAUCUUCUUACCAAAGUAGUUGCUCAGCCAGAACUACCAUUUUAUAUUUAUACCGCGCCUCCCAAGAAACAGAUAAAAGAUUUGACACAGGAUUUUUAUUCUGCUGGCUUUGUUCCUGGUGCAAUUGUUUACUUUUCGUACGAUCAACCUGAAGGCGAGGCAGUUGGUUCAGUGGCUUACCUUAAUGAGGAGGCCAUGUCUUUGAAAGGUAUCGAAAUCGCGAGCGAAGAAGACGAGCCUGUAUUGGCUGUUGCGGAGCCUGAAACAGCACCCCCUCCCCCUGUUUCUGACCCUGUUGUCAAGGAAACCAAGCCUACUAAUAAGAAAGCUGUCAAACCCAAGUGGCUGAAAAUGUAAAGACUGCUGCUGCUGCUGCGUGGUGAAAACUGCUCAUGAGUAAACUAGAUUUUGUGUUCGUUGUGUUUGAACUUGUUAGUACCCUCUUAUUUUUAUGUUUAAUGGUGAUCAUAGAUUCUCUUCAACCUUCAUUUUCUUUUUUUUUUUUCUUGGUUCUAUGCUUUUAUGUUGCAAAUGUUUCAUAUAGACAAACAAAUAUUUUAAAUCUUACGAGAUAUUUGUGUGGAUCAA
Cucurbita pepo subsp. pepo (vegetable marrow) is the source of this 1243-nucleotide messenger RNA. Lineage: Eukaryota; Viridiplantae; Streptophyta; Magnoliopsida; Cucurbitales; Cucurbitaceae. The record is from RefSeq and is a predicted model, not a curated record.